CGGCGCUGGGAUGGAGCCCCACAAUCAACAAGAGACCGAGCUCCAGCAGAUUUAUCACCGGUUGCUGAGUCCGCUGUCACUCUUCCCCCGCAGGGCGACGCCCCCAGAGCCUCCGAAGCGCCGCUCGCAGGAAGCCCCCACCCGGCUGCAGUCGGUGCAGCUGGCCAAGCUGAGGGUGGCACCGCUGUGUCGCCUGGUAGCCAAGCGGCUGGCUGGCUGCGCGCUGUCGGCGCGGGUCACUCCCGAGGACCGGCGCCAUCUCACCGAGGUCAUCCUGGACGAGCUGAAGUGCAGCUGGCGGGAUCCCCCUGCCGAACCGAGUCUGGACUAUGAAAACAACCAAAAGCUGCGGAAGCGGAUCGAGUCGUACGUGCUGACGUGCAGCGAACAGCUCUUCGUGCGCUACCUGCACCUGCUGGUGACCCUUCCGUCCUCUAGAGGGGUCUUCACCGAAGCGGCCACUCUCAACCGGCUGGCAGUUCACCUUGCCAGGGACUGCACAGUCUUCCUCACCGCUCCCGAAGUCUAUCGUUGCCUGCUGGCGGAUUUUCAGGCCCUGCUGAACUUAGAACAGACCGGUGGCCGAGUGUACAAGGCACGUCCAGUCUGUCCCACUGGGACUUUCAAACUCUGUCCCAUCCCCUGGCCUCACAGCACCGGCUUCUCCCAAGUGCCAUGCUCCAGCCUAAACCUGAACUACCUCAUCCAACUAAGCCGCCCACAAGACAUCUUCAGUGAGCCCGAACCGGAUCCAGUGACAGAAUUGAAAUCCAUUCCGGUGCUGAAGAGUAGAAAGCCUCUCCGUUGGCUGUCUUCCAUAAAAAAAGUCAAAGAAAUGGUGGCAUCCAGCCACCCUGGGAUUCCCACCAGCGCGAUUUCCCGCUUUCCUACUUCUGUCUACACCCAGCUACAGCGGGGUCAGUCCAUGCCCUGUCUGCGGGAGGGCUGGAAGCUGGCGGAUGAGUUGGACCUUCCUCCACUCCCCUCUCGUCCUCUGACCCCGCUGGUCUUGGCUGAACAGAGUAAACCAGAGUUGACUGGGUACACUGCGGCUGAGGAUCUGAAGAACAUAAAGAGUAUGAGAAUGGACUGGACUCACUACUCACCGCUGGACUCGGGCUUGCCUCCCCUCCUCGGGGUCCUGACCCGCCGCUUAGCUGCAGAGCAGCGCAUGGAAGACUUGCAGAAAAUGUUGAAGAAACUGCAGGAAGAAGAAGCCUCAGGGGAGUGGGACGUCCAGCCUCCCAAAUCUUCUCCACUUCACCCACAGCCAGUGACUACUACUUUCAAGCUAAGAAAUCAAGUUGCCGUUCAGGUAGCUGCUGUGAGACUCUCUGACAGAAACUUUUUGGACUCUUUCCAUGUUGAGGGGGCCGGAGUCCUAUACAACCACCUAACUGGUGAACUGGACCCCAGAGAUAUAAAAGAAAUGGAUAUUGAUUGUCAUGUUAGCAAUAGCACCAAGGAGGUCUACAAGGAGUUGAUGAGCAGGGUCUCUACUGACCACUUACGUUUUGACCAAGGACCUCUGGUUGAGCCUGCAGUAGACAAAGAUCUGUCAACCUUCUUGUCCUCAAGUUUACUUUAUCAGAGCAAUCAGAAUCAAGUCAUCAACCCUAAUCUAGCUGGAUUAUACUCCAGGAGGGCACACACUCAACAGUUCUACCCUGAGAAGUUGCCUUCUCUCUCAUCACUCCAACAGAGUAAAGGGGACAAACGGACAAACAUAGGGACAUGGAUGAGCUGGUGGAAGAGCAGUAUGUCUUUGGAUGACUACGUCAGUUUCCUCGCCACUCAGGAGACAGAUUUUCUCCAUGCUAUCUUCCAGAUGUGUGAAGAAGAGGCUCCUAUCGAGGUCUCGGUCCCUGUCAAAAAGUCUGUAGAAAUUCAGCGCCCUCCUCCCUUGCAGGAAAAUGAGGAGCCAGACUUUGUGCCAGGGGUGUGGGACUGGAGCUCGGGGGUAGAAAACAAGCAAGGAGCUGGAAAAAUCCACAUCCCAAGCCUACAGAAGCGUCUAGAACAACUGUGGUCCAUGUUGGAGGUCCCCGACAACAGCCGGCUGGACAUGGUUAUCAAGUACAGUUCCAAUGCCCGCCUGCAGCAGUUGCCGGCAUUGGUCAGGGCCUGGGAAAGAGCCCUGAAGCCCAUUCAGACACGGGAGUUGUGGUUAGGGAGACUGGAGUGGUUUGAGAGACAAGCCUCGGACCCCAACCGCUUCUUCCAAAAGCCCAGCACUGUCUUGAAUCGUCUACUGGAAGAGAGUACGUUCCGCAACUUUUUCCAUAAGAAGCUCAAUCUAAUGGAGUCUUCUCUGGUUUCCCUGCUGAAGAAGAUUGAGUUAGUCUUUGGGGAGCCAGUGACCUUCAAAGGGCGGCGCUACCUGGACAAGAUGAAACAGGAUAGAGUGGAGAUGCUCUAUUGGCUCCAACAGCAGCGGCGGGUUCGACACCUGACCCGAGCCCGAAAGACCUCGCAGAGAGUGUCCCUGUUCAAAAAGAGCAGCAGCAGCAGCACUUUAAUAGUUCCUGGGAAUAGUCCCAUUACCUUCUAA
Messenger RNA from Jaculus jaculus (lesser Egyptian jerboa), 2551 nucleotides. RefSeq names its product coiled-coil domain containing 87 (gene Ccdc87). The coding region runs from base 11 to 2551 and encodes 846 amino acids. The transcript has a single exon. The record is from RefSeq and is a predicted model, not a curated record. Lineage: Eukaryota; Metazoa; Chordata; Mammalia; Rodentia; Dipodidae.